GGCCUCUCUUCCAUCCAGUCUCAAGAGCUCCCGAAACUCCCCCCACUGGCUUAUGAUCGGCGAUCAUUGAAACAGGAUUUUGCGCCUUUGAAUCUACACUGACAAUCGCUUUCAUUCCAUUUCUUUCAGAGGACUUUAGAAGUUUCAACCCGGAAAGAUCUGAAGAGGAUGGCAGCAAUUUACAGCCUCUACAUCAUCAACAAAUCUGGUGGCUUGAUCUUCUACAAGGAUUAUGGAUCUGCUGGACGAAUGGACACGAACGAUAGCUUGAGAGUGGCGAGUUUAUGGCAUUCGAUGCAUGCCAUUUCCCAGCAGCUUUCGCCUAUUUCUGGUUGUUCGGGUACUGAACUCCUUGAAGCCGACACAUUCGAUCUCCAUUGCUUCCAGUCACUUACUGGAACAAAGUUUUUUGUUGUGUGUGAGCCUGGGACACUGCACAUGGAGGGUCUUCUGAAGUACAUUUAUGAGUUAUACACAGAUUAUGUCUUGAAGAAUCCAUUCUAUGAGAUGGAGAUGCCUAUUCGGUGUGAGCUCUUUGAUAUCAACCUAGUGCAGGCAGUGCAAAAGGAUCGUGUUGCUUUGCUUGGUCGAUGAGCUUUCGAUAUCCUUCAUUUUGCCAGUAUUAACCAUCCACAAUUCAAGAAAGAAAGGCUCAUUGCCUGCUAAAUGUACUCCAUGAAUAGUGACUCGUUUGAUAUUUGGUGGAAAUAGAAUGGUCCUUUUCUGUGUUCACUGGAUAAUCAUGGUUAAUUUUAUAUCCAAUUUUCCGAAUGAUUAACGU
This is a messenger RNA of Cucurbita moschata (crookneck pumpkin), 781 nucleotides long. Its product is annotated as trafficking protein particle complex subunit 4-like. Gene Ontology annotation, biological process: endoplasmic reticulum to Golgi vesicle-mediated transport. The transcript is spliced from 3 exons. Gene Ontology annotation, cellular component: TRAPP complex. Lineage: Eukaryota; Viridiplantae; Streptophyta; Magnoliopsida; Cucurbitales; Cucurbitaceae. The record is from RefSeq and is a predicted model, not a curated record. Bases 169 to 594 code for a protein of 141 amino acids.